AUGCUGUUCAUAACUACUUGUCGUUUCCUGCCAAAUGCCGAAGGAAAAUCCCCUGCAGAACUUAUGCGAGAUAGACCAAUUCGUACAGUCUGGACACAGCUUCUAGAAUCUUCUAAAGAAUUGCAACAACAGUCUUCAACUUCAGCAAAAUAUCAAAUCAAUGACACCGUUUAUGUAAAAAAUUUGGGUAAGGGAAUGAAAUGGAUACCUGGCAUUAUUCAAACCAGAAUUGGGAAAGUAGUUUUUAUGGCAAGCACAGAAAAAGGAAUUUGUAAGCGGCAUAUCAACCAGAAAAAACCUCGUAGUUUUCCAGUCACCGAUCCAGGCCAACUUAGCGCCAAUGACGAAGUAUCACAACCGCCAACUUCAAUUCUGCCAUCUUCGACCUCACAACCACCAACAUUUAAAGCAGCCUCUCCAGAAAUGAUUUCGUCUCAUCAAGAAGCAGAUCGUAAUCAACAAAAUCUUCAAAUUCGUAGAACAGCAAUGAAUCGUAGAGAAGUUUUACGCUACCAGCCAUAUAAUUUUCGAAAACAUUAA
This is a messenger RNA of Lucilia cuprina (Australian sheep blowfly), 540 nucleotides long. RefSeq lists its product as uncharacterized. NCBI's taxonomy places the organism in Eukaryota, Metazoa, Arthropoda, Insecta, Diptera, Calliphoridae. The record is from RefSeq and is a predicted model, not a curated record. The coding region runs from base 1 to 540 and encodes 179 amino acids. The transcript has a single exon.